AUGGCGGAAGAAAUGCUUGCUGUCACGGCGCCUGCCUACACCGAUCCAUCUCGUUAUGAACUCUCCAAAGUGCCUCAGCCGAUAGUCACAGAGGAUACGGAUGUAAUUAUAAGAGUUCAUGCUGCGAGUAUUAAUCCAGUGGAUGUGAAGAAGGCAGCUGGAGUAUUCAAGCUGGCCGUUAAAGACACUUUUCCAUACAAGCUCGGAUAUGACGCAGCUGGUGUUGUUACCCAGGUUGGAAAGAGUGUAAAAACAUUGAAGGUCGGCGAUGAGGUUUAUACACGGUUGCCAGAAGUUGGUAGAGGAGCUUGGAGCGAGUAUGCCAAGUGUUCGGAGGAAUAUGUCGCUCUGAAACCCAAAAACAUCACCUUUGGUGAAGCUGCCUCACUACCAUUAGCUGCUGUGACGGCACUACAGGUUUUGCGACAGUACAAGGGUUCACUUGAAGGCAAGACGGUAUUUAUACCAGCCGGCUUGAGUGGCACUGGAGCAUAUGCGUGUCAAAUAGCGAAGAAUGUCUUCCAUGCAGGGAAGGUGAUCACCACAGUCUCGACAGCCAAGAUUCCAAAGGUCCCUGAGCUCCUUGGUGAAGGAGUUGUUGACCAGAUUAUCGACUAUACAAAGGCCGAUCCAUUGGAAGAAAUCCCCUUGCGCUCUGUUGACUUUUUCUUCGACACUACAGGCCAGGCUAUGCAAUUCCUGCCUCUUUUAGUCCGGUCAACAGGGAUGGUGGUAUCCAUAUCUACAAAGCCAUCAGCAGCAACACUCCAAGGAUCAAGUGUCAUGAAACGACCCGACAACCCGCGAAUUCCUUUCUACGGCCGAAUCUUUCUUGAUGCAGGGGAUUCGAUCAAUAAGCUUCGAGCCUACUACUAUGGUGUUGAAUAUAAAUACUGGUUCUUGGCCCCGAACGCAAAGGAUCUCGACACUUUGACGGGAUAUGUAGAGGAAGGAAAGUUAUUGCCCGUCGUUGGUGCAAGAGUUGACAUGAUGGAUAUCGACCAAGUACGCGAAGCGUGUCAAAUAAUCUAUAACGGGAAAGGCGGUCUGGGUAAGACAGUCUUUGAAGUGAAUAAGGAGUAA
Trichoderma virens Gv29-8 is the source of this 1083-nucleotide messenger RNA. RefSeq lists its product as uncharacterized. NCBI's taxonomy places the organism in Eukaryota, Fungi, Ascomycota, Sordariomycetes, Hypocreales, Hypocreaceae. The record is from RefSeq and is a predicted model, not a curated record. The transcript has 5 exons. Gene Ontology annotation, molecular function: oxidoreductase activity. Bases 1 to 1083 code for a protein of 360 amino acids. Gene Ontology annotation, cellular component: mitochondrion.